Messenger RNA from Gekko japonicus, 1196 nucleotides. RefSeq names its product TM2 domain-containing protein 1-like. The transcript is spliced from 6 exons. Bases 23 to 646 code for a protein of 207 amino acids. NCBI's taxonomy places the organism in Eukaryota, Metazoa, Chordata, Lepidosauria, Squamata, Gekkonidae. The record is from RefSeq and is a predicted model, not a curated record.
CCAAUGGGGUCUGUUGUCUAACAUGGCUGCCCGGCACGGGGAGCCGUGCUCAGGCAGCCGGGGAAAGAAAGGGACGGCGGCCGUUCUCUGGUCCCUGGGCGCCGUCUGGGUGGCGGCUCUCACGGCACGGAGCGUGGAGGGAGGCGACCCGCCGUUGCUGAAGUGUGAGGAUCUUCGAGUCGGCCAAUAUCUUUGUGAUGAUCCUAAAAUAGACAAUGACACUCAGGAAGCCGAGAACUGUAGAAAUCAUACUGCAUACGUUGCCUGUCAUCCAGCACCAAAUAUUACAUGCAAGGAUUUCAGUGGAAAUGAAACUCAGUUUACUGGGAAAGGAAUUGGAUUCUACAGACCCAUCGAAUGCAGGAAUGUAAAUGGUUAUUCCUACAAAGUAGCAGUAACUCUGUCUUUAUUUCUUGGUUGGUUGGGAGCAGAUCGGUUUUAUCUAGGAUAUCCUGCUUUAGGUUUGUUGAAGUUCUGCACAGUGGGGUUUUGUGGAAUUGGUAGCUUGAUUGAUUUCAUUCUGAUUUCAAUGCAGAUCGUGGGACCCUCCGAUGGAUCUAGUUACAUUAUAGAUUAUUACGGGGCAAGGCUAACCAGACUGAGUAUUACGAAUGAGACGUUCAGGAAACCACAGAUAUAUCCAUAAACUUGCCAGGAAGAAGCGCCUUGAAUUUGGAAUACGGUGAUUUCAAGAGUUGAUCAGUAACCAAGUAUGGAAGGAUGUGUUGGACAGAAGGAUGAAGUCCACCCAGCAAUGCUUUCAUCUCUUCGUGCAGUCAGUGAACAAACACAUUCAAGAAAAAGAGAGAGAGAAAGAGAGAAAGAAAGAAGUUCCUCAAGGAAUCUGAAAGAGUCUUAGUUGAAAAAAUGGACUGUGAACUGUUAAUUCUUUAUAUAGGACUGCUUGCAUGUGGUGAAGCUUGGGAGUUUUUUGUUAGAGCAGGGAAGCCUGCUCCCCUCCCAGUUUGUGAAAGGUGUACAUACGGUUCUUUAAUAAAGUAUUGAGAAAAGCCCUUUUGCAUGCAUGCAGACAUGUGCUUCCUCGCAGAAUCACAUUUUCAGUAAUUAAACUGAAGAUUCUUUGGAGGAUGCUGGUGCUUUUAUUAUUAUUAUUAUUAUUAUUUUUUACCGUGGCUCUUUUUAAUGGUUCCAGAGUUUUUAAAUUAAUCUGGAUGGGCUAGGGAAGGAAUGUUAUU